AUGCACAUCCCUCUAGUGGGGUUGUUUGCCUCGCUUCUGGCUGCAGGGGUUUGCGCUGCGCUGAUUGUGGCGGGGGCGGAAUCCGUGGACCGCGGUACACGAGCCCAUCUCGAAGCUGCUCGGCGCCAAAAAAAGGAUUCAAAAAAAGAGAAGAAGAACAAGGACAUGCGCACGGCUCGCGGUGAUGCCGAUCUGCUGCGCGGAUUCUUGACCUCAGCUGCUCUCGUGGUUCUGGGGGUGCUCUUCAUUCGUCACGCCUACUGGACUGCUACUACAACAUAUGCAGGCAGCGACCUUUUCCCUAGCGUCACGCUGCAAAAUGAGACCCGUCUCAUCUAUUGGGAUGUUGAGGAAGCUGUUGACUUUGUGCAUCAGCAUCUGCCCCCCGAUUCCAAGGUCCUGGCGUGGCGUGACCUCGGUCCCGUCUUGACUGCCCACACAACCUUGUCCGCCGCCGAGCCUGGCUCUGGCCAGUCCACGAAUGGCAGCGCUCUGGCUCAUGCUGCUCGUCUAUGGACCUUGACAGAGCAGGAAGCCGUGCAUGAGCUGCGCAAGCUGGGUGUGGAUUACAUCGCCGUCAAAUUUGGUGGUGCCAUUGGUCUGACUGCCGAUGAUAUUGGGCAGCUUACCACCAUGGUUCGCCUUGCAGCUCAUGUUGAUGAUUCCAUAUCAGUGGGUGACUUUUUGACCAAGGCCGGGACGUUUCGGGUCACAACAGCGGCGCCCGAACGACUGGCUGAGAGUUUGCUCUACAAACUAUCCUAUCAUGACUUUGCCUUCCAUCAGACUAAAUUAGGCAAGGGUCGAGGUUACGAUCGGGCACGCCGGGCGGAGAUUGGUCACAAAUUUACUGAGCUGGAGGAGUUGGAGCAUGUCUUUACGAGCUCAAACUGGCUGGUGCGGAUAUAUCGCGUGCUGCCAGCAACCAACCGCGAUCUGCGCUUUCUUCAAGCAUAG
This is a messenger RNA of Monosiga brevicollis MX1, 957 nucleotides long. RefSeq lists its product as uncharacterized. The coding region runs from base 1 to 957 and encodes 318 amino acids. Gene Ontology annotation, cellular component: membrane. NCBI's taxonomy places the organism in Eukaryota, Choanoflagellata, Craspedida, Salpingoecidae. The record is from RefSeq and is a predicted model, not a curated record. Gene Ontology annotation, molecular function: oligosaccharyl transferase activity. The transcript has 5 exons.